Molecule: messenger RNA, 1537 nt
Organism: Raphanus sativus (radish)
Lineage: Eukaryota; Viridiplantae; Streptophyta; Magnoliopsida; Brassicales; Brassicaceae
Product: receptor-like cytoplasmic kinase 1
Exons: 8
Coding region: 162-1232 (356 amino acids)
Biological process (GO): protein phosphorylation
Molecular function (GO): protein kinase activity; ATP binding
Source: RefSeq, a predicted model, not a curated record
AGCAAGUUUACCAAGAGUGGUAAAAACGUGUUGACGAUCAUCUACAGGAACAGGGUAAAACCCAUCGAAGCUUAGCAGAGAAAAUCUCUCUUUCUCUCUACUGUCGAAUUGUUUUUUGUAGCCAUAGCUUUGUUAGCUAACUCGUGUGAGAAAAGAGCGCAAUGAGCUGUUUCAGUUGGUGCGGGAGUAAUGAUUUUCUUGAAUCUUCUGACUCCAGACCAAUGCAACCGCACAAACCAGCAGGUCACAAUCAAAGCGCUGAUCAGUCAGUAGUUCAGACGAAUGAUAUUGCUGUAGCAGCCAUUCCAGUGGAUGAACUGAGAGAUAUAACCAAUAACUUUGGUCCAAAGGCUUUGAUCGGUGAGGAUGAGGGUGAGGGUUCAUAUGGAAAAGCGUUUUACGGUGUUCUUAAAAGCGGUAAGGCAGCUUUCAUCAAGAAACUUGACCCUAGUAAGCAGCCAUAUCAAGAAUUUAUUUCCAAGAUAUCAAUGGUUUCGAGAUUGCGACACGACAAUGUUAUUGCACUUGUGGGUUACUGUGUUGAUGGCCCUCUCCGUGUUCUGGCUUAUGAGUAUGCUCCUAAUGGAUCUCUUCAUGAUAUUCUUCAUGGUGUCGCAGGAGCACUGCAAGGUCCUUCUCUGACGUGGCAUCAGAGAGUCAAAAUCGCUGUUGGCGCAGCCAAAGGACUUGAGUAUUUGCAUGGACAGGUGGACCCUGAGGUUAUCCACCGUGACAUCAAAUCCAGCAACAUACUUCUCUUUGAUGAUCAUGUUGCCAAGAUUGCUGAUUUCGAUCCGUCUGAUCAAGCCUCUCCCGUGACUGUCCGCCCAUAUUGUUCGCGCGGACUAGAAGCCCUUAAGUAUAAACCUCCCGAGUAUAUAAUAGCGGGAAUGUUCACCAAAAAGAGCGAUGUGUACAGUUUUGGAGUUGUUCUGCUGGAGCUCCUUACAGGUCGUAGACCAGAUGAUCAUACCUUACCGCAUGGACGACAAAGUCUAGUGAGAUGGGCAACUCAUAAACUAAGCAAAGACAAAGUGAAGGAAUGCGUUGAUGCAAGACUACUCGGAGAUUACCCUCGCAAAGCUGUUACCCAGUUGAAGAUCAAGUUUGAUCAUAUAUAUGGUGUGAUGUAUGAUGUUCAGUUAGCUGUGGUGGCUGCAUGCUGCGUGAAAGAUGAGGCAAAGUUAAGACCAGACAUGAGCAACGUGGUGAAGGCACUUCAAACUCUUUGAGAGUCCACUUUUAUAUCAGGGUAUUAACGUUAUAAUGUGCUUGCUUACUUAUGUUUCGCUUUAUUUCUUUUGCGUUUAUGCUUUUUAUCAUCUUUUAUUCUACUAAUUCUCUUCCAUUAAUGAUUUAAACAAUGUAUAUCACUCUAUAUCUCUCAUAUUUUAUCUAUUUUUUAUAUUAUUGUCUGAUUUUUCCCUUGUAAGAACAACUUUUAGAUUAUGGUUAGUGUUAUUUUGGAGUUUUGCAAAUCAUUUUUUUGAAAUGAGUUACAUAAUGAUUCUUUCUCGAACAUUGCUCUCCAGUCCUA